AUGACAGAAGUUAUCCGCAAGAUCAAGGUCAAUCUGAAGGUCGCACAGGAUCGCCAGAAGUCUUAUGCGGAUCAGAGGAGGAGAGACUUUACAGUAGAGGUGGGCGAUCUUGUAUUUCUCCGAGUGCAUGCGAUUAGAGGGCAUACACGGUUUGGGAAGACAAGGAAGCUCAAGUCGCGCUACGUUGGACCAUAUCCUGUGAUUGCGAAGGUUGGAGUCGUAGCAUAUCGAUUGGAGUUACCCCCAGAACUCGGCCACAUUCACGAUGUAUUCCACGUAUCCAUGUUACGGAAGUACAUCGCGGAUCCUUCGCAUGUAUUACGACCACAAGAGAUUGAGUUAACCAGUGAUGUCAGAAUCCUCGAUCAACCACUUCAGAUUGCGGAACAAGAAGAUUCCUUUGGUCAAAGUCGUCUGGAGAAGCCAGGGAGUCUCGGACAUGACAUGGGAGCCAGAGCAGGAGAUACGCGACCAUUACCCACAUCUUUUUGGUACGUGUGA
This is a messenger RNA of Tarenaya hassleriana, 501 nucleotides long. RefSeq lists its product as uncharacterized. Bases 1 to 501 code for a protein of 166 amino acids. The transcript has a single exon. NCBI's taxonomy places the organism in Eukaryota, Viridiplantae, Streptophyta, Magnoliopsida, Brassicales, Cleomaceae. The record is from RefSeq and is a predicted model, not a curated record.